UUAUCUCUGCAUUCUAGCAUGAACGCUAUAGCUAGCUAGCAUGCCCGGCUAAAUUUCAAGUUGAACUUCAUGUUAUGAGAGGAAUGCAUAUAUUUCGACGCUGAUUUUUGGUUUCGUUUAUGGAAUAGCUAGCAUAAACUGCUGGGCUAGCCAGCUGCUUAGCAUAGUGUAGUGUGUCAUUGAUCUAGCUACAGUCUAUGAAUUAAAAGCUUGCUAGAUCACAAAGUAAGGUGUAUGUAGAUAGAUGACACCACGUAGACAUCGAUAGCAUGCAACAAAAGCCUUAAAACGGUGCCAGAACUGGGAAAUCUGAUGGUCUAAAAUGCCUCAAAAACUCAAGUUACACAAGAGUAGCCACUACAUUGAGCUGGGGAGUUACCAGUAUUGGCCAGUUCUGGUGCCAAGGGGAAUCCGCCUGUACACAUUUGAACAGAUCCCGUUAUUCUUGAAAGAAAACCCUUACAUUACAGAUGGAUACAGAGCACACUUGACAUCAAAACUCUGUUUAAAAAGCAUAUUUGUGCUGUCCAAUGAGACAGUCAACAUAUGGACACAUCUGUUGGGCUUCCUCCUGUUCUUCCUACUGGGGGUGAAUGACAUGUCUAUUGUCCUGCCAGCUUCAGGUGCCAACAGAGAAGACUAUGUCAUCUACUGCAUAGGACUAUUCUGCUUUCAGGUGUGCAUGCUGUGUUCAGUGGGGUAUCACCUCUUUUCCUGCCACCGCUCAGAGAAGACGUGUCACCGCUGGUUGGCACUGGACUAUGCUGGAAUCUCUGUGGGAAUCCUGGGCUGUUACAUUCCAGGGGUCUUCUAUGCCUUCUACUGCAACAUUUUCUGGAGACAGGUGUACCUGGUGACUGUUCUAGCGUUGAUAUUGGCCAUAUUCUCGGCUCAGAUCCAUCCUCACUACCUCUCUAAGGAGUGGCACCACCUGCGGACCGCCAUCUUCUGCUCCGUGGCUGGCUACGGGGUCAUCCCAGCUGUCCACUGGGUCUGGCUCAAUGGAGGCUUCAGCUCUGCUGUCGUCCAGUUGUUCCUCCCUCGUGUGAUUGUGAUGUAUUUGAUAGCUGGAGCUGCCUUCCUCUUUUACAUCUCUAAAAUCCCAGAACGCUGCUUCCCAGGUCAGCUGAACUAUCUGGGUGCCAGCCACCAGGUGUGGCAUGUCCUGGUAGUGUUUAUGUUCUACUGGUGGCACCAGACUGCAGUGUAUAUCAUGAAAUUCAGACACAGCCAGCCCUGCCCUCCUCUCUACACCAGCAGUGGCUAGCUGGAGCCACACAGACUAGCAUCCAGCCCCCAAGCAGCCACAGCCUGUACUGUAGCCACUCAGUGCAAUCAAACCAGACUACAGACCUCCUAUAAGCCUGUUCUACAGAUGCCCCGUUAAGCACACAAGACCCAUAUCCAAGAACACCCACAACCGUACUGUUAAACCUUACAGGUGUCUGUAGAAAGCUUGAAAUCAUCUCUUUGGUUUUAAGGAUUGCGAUUGGUGGUAUGCAAUCAUAUCUGCUUUCUGCUGACACUUCUGUAAGGAUAGGUUAUAAGAGAAGGAAAGACAGGUCAGUCAUAGCCUGGUCGCAGGUCUGGGAAGCAAGAUGGCACAAACAGAUCUGGGACCAGUUUGGGUAAGUCAUUAGGACACUGUACACAAUACAUAUACCGCUACAACUGAACAUUUGUCAUUCUCCGAUUAUCUUUUUGUAUUCAAGAUUUAUUUUUUACCAGAUUUGUAUCUAUUAUUUUGCAUGUAAGCUACUGUUUGAAUGUUACAUGCUGUGAAAUAUUGAAAUACUUCUCUGCUGCCUUGAGCAAAUGGGACCUUACAAGGGUUAUGUGCAAUCUACCUACCUACUAUCCUAUGGAAACGGAACAAAAAAAAGAUCCUCUGAUCAGUUAUUUUUGCAUGAGUAGUUUUAUCUGUAUUCAUCAAUACUUGAAUUGUUUGUGUGUUGUGUUAUUGCCUCUGGCACAAACUUCAUUGGGUUCUAUGGUGGAGUUACUUUUAUUAUUAGUGGUCAACUGACCUCCUUCCUUUCACAAUCCACUUGAAUCUAAGGGCUGAUUCAGGAACUGUUUAGAGAAAUGUAACCAACUAAACAUAAACCCAAUGAAAUAGAUUAGGAUAAAGAAUUCCCCUCGCCUUAAUCUUUUAGUGUCCCUGUUGUCACUCACGGGUGUGUGAACAACCACAGAAGAACAAAAAUCUUGAUGGCCAGUAUUAUCGACUGUAUGGUUACACACCACAAUAGUGUAGUAGACUCUCCAUGCAACAAUAUACUGUACAUCUCCUGCCAGUUUAAUCCAGUUCCAGGUCAUUUAAUUAAAGGAAAUGUAUCCAGCUGACAUACUUAGCCUCUAGUCAGAUAAUGAUGCUCAGAACAUAUCAUAGCCUGUAAUGACUGGAAACGCAGCAAAGACUGUUUGGUUUGCCUUACUUGUAAAUUCACUUUUGUUUUUAAAUGAUGACUUUCAUUAUUUUACUGUGUAAUUACGGCAUUAUUUUACUUGGUUACUAAUGUCUGUCAUUUGUUACGUUGUUCAACAUUUGUUUUUCAUUUAUGUUGGCAUGGUUAAUGGACCUUUACUUUUGAAUGAUGGCACUGACUAAAGGGGUACAUUAUUUGAAUGCAUCUGUAAUAUGACAUGUCUCUCUUUGAUCACUAUCAAUAAAUAAAGAAUGCCUAAAGAAAUAUAAUGUAAUGAGAAUAUUAUAUAAUUUGCCAUGACAUGAUCAUUUACUUUUACUUGUAGCUACAGUUUUCAGAAAGUGCCCUCAUCCUUAAAGUUGACUAUAGCCUCUUGUCUUCUCCAUGCAAUCAAAAUGUCUUCCAGAGGAUAGGCUGGAUUUGGCAUAUGAGGAUUAUAUUUUCUCUAAUCCCAUUCUACAAUAGGACCUCCCAGCGCAAAUUGAGGGAUUAUAAUCUACAGCCAUUGUUCUUUUCUUUCAGACACUAAUUAGAAUUUUGUAAGGGUUUGAGUUGUCAGAAACCUAGAUUACAAAUCUCCAGAUUAGUCUUGCCUGAGAUGACAAUGACAGAGAUCAUGACAGAGAUCAUCUCUUUCCAUGACAGUCAGUUGGCGAAACAUUGCAGAGCAAAGAGAAAGUCAUACCGCCCCAAAGAUGCUAACUUCCCGUUAUUGUAAUGGUGAGAGGCUAGCAUGUCUUGGGGGUAUGAUGAUAUUUGUGUGUCUAACUUUCUCACUCAUCAUUAUUCACGAUUAAUUCAGGACUAUCCGUAAUUAUGGUAGUAUCCACAUUAAUGUACAAGUGUUUAGAAACAUAUUCUA
Messenger RNA from Coregonus clupeaformis (lake whitefish), 3291 nucleotides. Its product is annotated as progestin and adipoQ receptor family member 3. The record is from RefSeq and is a predicted model, not a curated record. NCBI's taxonomy places the organism in Eukaryota, Metazoa, Chordata, Actinopteri, Salmoniformes, Salmonidae. The coding region runs from base 323 to 1267 and encodes 314 amino acids. The transcript has 7 exons. Gene Ontology annotation, cellular component: membrane. Gene Ontology annotation, molecular function: signaling receptor activity.